CACUGCACCGCGCAGGGUCUGACAACGACGACAGCAACGGGCAUUGACACAAGGAAUACUGCCAGCGUAAUAACAACACAGACGCCCCUGAAUACAGUAGGUGAUGGCAGUGAAUGUGUACGCCACAUCUGUGUCCAUUGACAACCUCAGCCGACAUGACAUGCUGGCAUGGGUCAACGAUUCUUUGCAUCUCACCUACACCAAGAUCGAACAGCUCUGUUCAGGAGCAGCAUAUUGCCAGUUCAUGGACAUGUUGUUUCCAGGUUGCAUCCUUCUGAAGAAGGUCAAAUUUCAAGCGAAGCUGGAGCAUGAAUUUAUACACAACUUCAAAGUUCUUCAGGCAGCUUUUAAAAGGAUGAGUGUUGACAAAAUAAUUCCUGUAGAAAAGCUUGUAAAAGGGAAGUUCCAGGACAACUUUGAAUUCGUGCAGUGGUUCAAGAAGUUCUUCGAUGCCAACUACGACGGGAAGGAGUACGACCCUUUACUAGCCAGACAGGGGCAGGACGUGGCCCCUCCCCCCAACCCAGGUGAUCACUUUAUCCACAAACCAAAGAGAAACCCAGGACCACAGAGGACAUCUCCAACAGUUCCCAAAAACAUGCCAACACCACAGAGGGUCCAACACAACACUCCAGUCAUCAGGAAGAAUCCAUCUUUGUCUAGAAAUGGGGGAAGUGAUGCUGAGAUCAUGGAGCUAAAUCAACAGUUGAUGGAGUUAAAGUUGACCGUAGACGGACUAGAGAAGGAGAGAGACUUCUACUUCAGCAAACUACGGGAUAUCGAGCUGAUCUGCCAGGAGCAUGAGAGUGAAAACAAUCCAGUCCUCAGCAGGAUAAUCGACAUUCUCUACGCAACAGAGGAAGGCUUUGCGCCUCCAGAAGAUGAAGACCUCGAUGAACAAGGUCACCUGGACCAGGAUGAAUACUGAACACUUCGUCUCCCUCCCCCCUAACAUCUCCAUCCUUCCUUUCCUUUUUUUUUGCCCUCAUUUGUUUCUCUCUCUGCACGCUCUCUAUGAACACUUACCAUUAUCCCUACUCUUUGUCCAUGUUUUCCUUUCUUUCUCAUAUGAAUAUCUGUUCGUAACCUCCCCCUUUCCACCCUCUGGCUGUCUACAUACGCUACACAACUACUCUGCGUCAUCAUUUGCUGCUCCUCCCUGCCUCCACUUACACAGUAACAACAGUAAUGUACAACAUAUCCCACUUAUUUCAGCAUGAGUAACGCAGAAAAUCAAGCCAAGCCUGGCAUGGAGGUUAUAAUGGCAAACAGUGAAUUUCAGUCUGUAAAUAUUACUGACAUUUUGAUUUCUGAGAGAACAAUGUCUUUGCUCAUUAUGGAGGUAUUUAUUUGCCUUUGGUGCGCUGUUAAUAAUACUAUUAGAGCACAGAACAACACUGCUCCAAUGUGCCAUCAGGACACUCCCAGAGCUACUAAAACUGUAACAAAGUAACUUUUUAAUAACAAUUUCUUAUUUAUUUAACUUAUAUUUAAUUUAGAUUAACUUUCUGUAGCAGAUUUGGUGCAAAACCUACUGUACAUGAACUGAACGCUAAAGGCCCUAUGUGUUAUUUGAUUUAAGGUUUGUGCUUGAGUCUGCAUCAAGCUUUUGGUUUCUGUCAUGGUGGGUUCAUGGCAUGUAGAAAUGCGGAAAGGACAUACUUUGGUGUAAUGACUCGAGGCAUAUGAUCAGUGCUCUGCGAUUAUUCAUUAUUGAUCAACAACAUAUCUGAGCAUGAGAAUGUUACACAUUGACUGUGAAUGAGUGAUAUUUUGUAAAUGUAUUUUGUGUGGAGACUUUGUGUGAUGUCGCACGAUCCUGGUUAACUGCCGUUUUAUCUUUUAGGCGGACAUGCAGUAGCCUUUAAGUUUAAAAUUUAGAGGUGGAGAGCCACCUGCUGACUGACAACAUGGUUAUAGAUUGUAGCAGUUCUAAUGUUUUAUUCUGAAAUACAAGGGAGCCUGACACUUUUCUCAUGACAGCUUCUGUCAUGCUUUUACUGCUAAUCAUGCUGUGUUUAUAUUUUGAUUUGCUGUAAAGGGUUACCCAGGGCGUUUGAGUCAUAGUUUGGAAGAAAGUCACUAUCAAGAGGUAUGUGACCAGUUGACUGGUCACAAUUAGCAUCCAGUUUAACCAAGGAAGUCUCCUUGUCCUUCCCCGGCUAUUUUUAUUUUGCAAAACUGGCUGUCGUCUGCUCUGGAACUUGCAUUCAUUGACCAUGUAAACAUCUACAGAACACUCAUCUUUUGAGUUUUGAAUAAAUAAA
Toxotes jaculatrix (banded archerfish) is the source of this 2267-nucleotide messenger RNA. It is a transcript of the gene mapre3a, whose product is annotated as microtubule-associated protein, RP/EB family, member 3a. Gene Ontology annotation, molecular function: microtubule plus-end binding. Gene Ontology annotation, cellular component: cytoplasmic microtubule; microtubule organizing center; microtubule plus-end. The record is from RefSeq and is a predicted model, not a curated record. Gene Ontology annotation, biological process: regulation of microtubule polymerization or depolymerization; spindle assembly; protein localization to microtubule plus-end. Bases 104 to 928 code for a protein of 274 amino acids. Lineage: Eukaryota; Metazoa; Chordata; Actinopteri; Toxotidae. The transcript has 7 exons.